Molecule: messenger RNA, 633 nt
Organism: Microstroma glucosiphilum
Lineage: Eukaryota; Fungi; Basidiomycota; Exobasidiomycetes; Microstromatales; Microstromataceae
Exons: 1
Coding region: 139-576 (145 amino acids)
Source: RefSeq, a predicted model, not a curated record
GGUCUCGCUUCCUCUUCCCUCUUGCUUCCUGCAUCCUUUACUCCUAUUCUUGCAGACGUUGUUCUAUACCCUUUCUGCCUCUCUCUCCCACUUCCACUUCUACCUUUUCGCCGUCAAGGUUCCCCUCCAACCCACUUCAUGUGUCUCCUUUUUCUUUUCUUGUUGCAUUGUACAUCACCGCACCGCACCGCACUGCACUGCACCGCACUGGAUCGUGCACUCUCAAAUCAAUCAAUAGCAAUGGUACUGCUUAGCACUUGGCACUUAGCGCAAAGCAUGAGGCACGAAGCAGGAAGCAGGGGAGGCAUCGAAUUCGCGUGGCAGAUCAGCUCACUGUUUGUUACGCCCUCCAUGGAGCACGCCUCUUCCCUCCCCUCCCUCAAUCUCCCUCUGUCUCGGCACCAUGCGUCUUGUUUCCUGAAACGUGAAAGACUCCUCCAUGCACCCUCGGACCCUCCAUUGUCCGUCCUACCUCCAGCCUCCAGCCUCCAGUACUCAGUGCUCAGUACUCUGUGCUCAGUGCUCGGAAAAUGCGAGGGAUUCGAAAUUUCAAGGACGGAAGUUCCGGUAGACUAGUAGGAUGUAUGAAGGUGACCAGGUCCUCUGUCUGACUUUCUCGCCUCGCGCCUUUCA